AUGGAGAUGGAUUUCAAGGUUUGUUCAGUGAGAUUUGAUCUCUUCAAGGACGAGGACAAGGACAAAGACGACCGUGGCAUGGUUGAUCUAUCUGUAAAGCAUGUAGCUCUGUUUGACCAAGUCGAGAUAUGUAAAGUCUUUUACUGCAAAGGCUUACUGUUGUGCGUCCUCAAGGACAUCUCUAGUCUCGUGGCUUGGAACCCGUAUUUAGGGCAAACAAGGUGGAUCAAGCCCAGAGAAACUUUCCACCGAAAUGACAGGUAUGCUCUCGGAUACGACAAGAAGAACCGCAGCCACAAAAUCUUGAAGUUUUUGGAUGAUGGCCACCCAAGAAACAAGUUCGACUACAUGUUUGGGUAUGAAAUCUACGAUUUCAGCUCUGAUUCAUGGAGGGUUCUUGACGAGAAAGUAGAAAUCGGUGUUGAUGAUAUUGACCUAGAGUUUUCUGAGUUUGAAAACUUUUUAGACCGUCUUGCUGUUCCGUUUCACUCUUACAUCGAUGAGACUGUGUCACUCGCUUGCGUCAGAGAAGAGCAGCUCGCUGUCCUGUAUCAGCGGUGGGAUACAUUGCUUGAGGUUAUGCAGAUUUGGGUUACCACUAAGAUUGAUCCCAACUCGGUCUCAUGGAGCAGGUUUCUGAAAGUGGAUAUGAAUCCACUCAGUGGUUUUCAGUUUUUCUAUAGAGCUGCGAGCUUCUUCAUUGACGAGGAGAAGAAAGUCGCUGUGGUUUUCGAUUUUGACAGCAGCGACAACUCCAACAAGACCGUUCGGUACAACGCAGCUUAUAUCGUCGGAGUUGAUGGAUACUUCAAGUCUGUGUGUCUCGGAGAAGCUCGGGAUCGCUGGUGCCGCCCACUUGUGUGCUCAUCUUCGUAUCUCCCAAGUUUAGUGCAGAUCAACAACCAACGGCGCAAAAGGAAGAAAAGAGAUGUUUAG
Microthlaspi erraticum is the source of this 936-nucleotide messenger RNA. NCBI's taxonomy places the organism in Eukaryota, Viridiplantae, Streptophyta, Magnoliopsida, Brassicales, Brassicaceae. The record is from the annotation of a GenBank genome assembly.